AUGUUCGUCAAUUUAACCUCCAAAACCAUUUACCGCGAGGAGACUGGAUUUGAUGAAAACCUUAAGAUUGACAUCAAUUUUGCAGAGAUGGAGCUCAUUGCAGUCCUUAAGAAGUCAGAGGUAUCAUGGAUAUUCCAUGUCAACUAUUUUGGCAAGCCAUGGGCUUUGAAAGUUGCAAUUCUGAUUGAGUACCUUCCAAAUCCUCUUCCAAUGAACUCCAACACUUAUAGCAAGAAGUGUUUUGAGAAGGUCAAUAUUGGCAUUCAACAGAUUCAUUUGGCUUUGAUUCUGCAUAAUGAUCCUUAUUCAAAGAAUGUUUUGAUUGUUCCUGGUGAUCCUGAAAGGGAAGAGAAUCAAAGGGAUGGCCUGCCCCCAAAUUUCAAAAACUACUAGAACCAUGACUUGUUAUCCUGCACAUAGAUCCACCUGAAAAAGGGGUGAAAUUAUAGGAGCUGCCAGUCAUUAUUUGCCGCACUCAUACAUCUCAAGAUACCACAGUCCUAGAAGAAUAGCCAACUGUUCAGGUUCUUUUUUUCCCAUUGCAUAGACUGUGCAAGCUGGAGUCGGCCAUUUCCAUCAAGCUGCUUAAUGAGUAUCAAUUCAGUAUCUGUCAAGACAAAAUCAUACUGAGUGUUAUUUUGUUUCAUGUAAUAGUUGAUGUGUGACAAAACCUGGUAAAAUUCCC
This is a messenger RNA of Blastomyces gilchristii SLH14081, 685 nucleotides long. RefSeq lists its product as uncharacterized. The record is from RefSeq and is a predicted model, not a curated record. The transcript is spliced from 3 exons. The coding region runs from base 1 to 393 and encodes 130 amino acids. Lineage: Eukaryota; Fungi; Ascomycota; Eurotiomycetes; Onygenales; Ajellomycetaceae.